AUGACGACGAUGACGACGACAACGACAACGGCGACGAAGACGCACGACGACGACGGCAACGGCAACGGCGACGGCGACGGCGACGACGACAACGAUGAUGACGUCCACCUACACCGAAGGGCCUCAGCUACAAAUCGCGACAAGAAGAAGAAGAAGAAGAAGAAGAAGAAGAAGAAGAAGAAGAAAACUCUACCAGUGCCAUCGUCUUCCACGGGGGCAAUUCGACACUAA
This is a messenger RNA of Drepanopeziza brunnea f. sp. 'multigermtubi' MB_m1, 231 nucleotides long. The record is from RefSeq and is a predicted model, not a curated record. Lineage: Eukaryota; Fungi; Ascomycota; Leotiomycetes; Helotiales; Drepanopezizaceae.